CAUCCCGAUCAGGGAAUUUAAGCUGAAAUUUAUUGGGUCGCCGCCAUUCCAAUUAGAAAUAGAAAUUGAAAAAGAUAAGUAAAAUGGCAAACGGGAGCAUUUGGUUAGAUGAGUUUUGGCGGGGCAGAUAAAUUAGAAUUCGAAAGCAGGCGCGCUAAACCCAAAGGAGAGGGAACUUUCAACUUUCAAGUUUCCAUUCAUUUCAAUCCCAAAUGUUAAACUGUCCUCUAUUUCUAUUUCGAGCUCAUCUUCUUCAUUUGCACAGCCGGAGCUCACAUUGUCUGCGACAUUUUCUUGACAUUUUUGUUACAUGCUGUGACAGAAGUGGAUCUGAAGUUGAAGAAGAUGUGUGCGAGGGAAGAGGAAAGGCGUGCUCCCAUUACCAGGGCCCGCGCUGCAGCGGUGGAGAAAAAUAACAGAAGCAGAUCUACACCUCCUAAGCGAGCUGCUCAGGAUGAGAAUGGCCGCGGGAAUGCUCAGCCUCAAAAUAAAAGGCGAGCUGUUUUGGGGGAUGUGACGAACACAGUGCUGGCAUUGCCGGCUGAUUGCUCUGAAACAAAGGGCCAGGGAAACAAGGGGAAAGAUAAAAAAAAGGUGAAAGCAAGGUUGCGUAAGGAUGCCAAGGCUUUGGCCUUAUCCACGCCUUCUGAUGAGAUCGUGGCUGUGCCUCCGGCUGUUGAGGGUAAAUGCAUAGAUGAGAUUGGAAAGGCCCAGGCAAAUGAGAGUGAAAAGGCCAAAACGAAUGAGAGUGACGAAGGGAAUGCAUAUAUUGAUGGUGGUAUCAGGGAGGAUCCUCAGAUGUGUAGCAGCUAUGUUCAAGAUAUUUAUAACCAUUUGCGGAUUGCUGAGUUGAAGAAGAAACCCAAAAGCAAUUUCAUGGAGACUUUGCAGAAGGACAUCACUCCUAAUAUGCGAGGGAUACUCAUAGAUUGGCUUGUAGAGGUAUCAGAGGAAUACAAACUUGUACCAGACACAUUGUACUUAACUGUAGGUUACAUCGAUCGUUUUCUCUCUGUAUACCCUGUCAGCAGACACAAACUCCAACUCUUGGGGGUUACCUGCAUGCUUAUUGCCUCGAAAUACGAGGAAAUUUGCCCUCCCCACAUAGAAGAGUUCUGUUAUAUCACAGAUAAUACUUAUACAAGGGAAGAGAUGGUAACAAUGGAGAGAAAUAUCUUGACCUUCCUUCAUUUUGAAAUGACAAUGCCUACAAUAAAAACUUUCCUAAGACGCUUUGUACGAGCUUCUCACCUAGCGGACAAAGGACCCUCCUUGGAGAUGGAGUUUUUAUCCAAUUAUCUUGCAGAGUUAACAUUAUUGGAAUGUAGUUUUCUUAAAUAUUUACCUUCACUUAUAGCAGCUGCAGCUGUGUAUCUUUCUCUGCUCACCCUCGACUUCAAGACAUGCCCUUGGAAUUCAGCUUUGCAACAAUGCACCGGCUAUAAGCCAUCCCAACUUAAGGACUGUGUGACUGAAAUUUAUGACUUACAAACGAAGAGAAAGGCCUCUGCAUUCAUGGCAAUAAGGGAGAAAUAUCGGCAACUCAAGUUCAAACGUGUGGCAAAUUUGCGACCCCCUGCUAGUCUUCCUCAGAGUUUCUUUGAAGACAUUGCACAAUGAAAAAAGCUGUAUACAUCAUUUUUGGGCCAAUGUUUUUUUAUGGGCACCUUUUCUUUUUCUUCUUGUUGUAAAUGGUAUCAUAUUAUACAAAUAAUGUUACACUAGCUAUUUUGGAUUGAAAAAAAACCCUUCUUUGUCUGCAGUA
Messenger RNA from Cryptomeria japonica (Japanese cedar), 1765 nucleotides. RefSeq names its product cyclin-A3-1. Gene Ontology annotation, molecular function: cyclin-dependent protein serine/threonine kinase regulator activity. The transcript has 10 exons. Gene Ontology annotation, biological process: regulation of cyclin-dependent protein serine/threonine kinase activity; mitotic cell cycle phase transition. Bases 346 to 1620 code for a protein of 424 amino acids. The record is from RefSeq and is a predicted model, not a curated record. Lineage: Eukaryota; Viridiplantae; Streptophyta; Pinopsida; Cupressales; Cupressaceae. Gene Ontology annotation, cellular component: cytoplasm; nucleus; cyclin-dependent protein kinase holoenzyme complex.